Molecule: messenger RNA, 2064 nt
Organism: Histoplasma mississippiense
Lineage: Eukaryota; Fungi; Ascomycota; Eurotiomycetes; Onygenales; Ajellomycetaceae
Exons: 7
Coding region: 1-2064 (687 amino acids)
Biological process (GO): membrane protein proteolysis
Cellular component (GO): cytoplasmic side of endoplasmic reticulum membrane; membrane; lumenal side of endoplasmic reticulum membrane
Molecular function (GO): aspartic endopeptidase activity, intramembrane cleaving
Source: RefSeq, a predicted model, not a curated record
AUGGUUAAUUUUUCGGGCCGGAAUAACCUUCGGCGUGGUUUUGACCAUGUCAACCUCCCCAUUAUAAGUGUCCUCCGUCGCGAGGCCCGCAAGGCCCUCGAGACCCUCCACAAGAUGGACGCUUCCGGCGUCCUCAUGAAGUUACUGGACCGAGUCCAGCUCGAGCUUGACAUCUGCAAACCUCUCAUACCGACCUACACCCAUCUUCUAUUAUCCACGCUCUUCCCCAUCUACAUCGGAGCCCAUGCGUCCUUGACACGACCCGCCUCGGCAGCCAAGCCAACCAGACUCAAACGCAAACGUGGAGAUGAUGAAUCAGCUAUUGAUGGGGAAAUCCAAGAAGACAGCGACCAGGAAGAUGAAGAGGAGGAAACCAGCGUGAAGAAAAUGGAAGGCCUCGAGCCAUCUGACGCCAUCAUGUUUCCCGUAAUGGCCGGCCUCACCCUGGCUGGUCUAUAUUUCCUGAUCAAUUGGCUGAAGGACCCAGCUAUCCUCAACAAAUUCCUAGGUUUUUACUUCACGCAGGCAGGAACCGUCUUCGCGAUUGCAUUCCUGCGCGACGGAUUCUCGCUGUUCCGAUCAUUGAUUUUCCCAUCCCACUACGCUCUGGAUGGGUUUCUGUGGAAAGCAAACCAUCGCAGAAGGAUUUUUGUACCUGUGGGACAUGACGACUUACCUCUAGCAGUGGUAGAGGACGAGGAGCAUCGCAGGUCACCUUUACCGGGCUAUCUAGGAAAAAUUCCUUUGCCCCCCCCAUAUUUGAAUACCCUCUGGCACUUACGCGACUUCGCAUAUAAGAAAGCCUCGGUACGCGCCUACAUCCACGCCAUCGUCGAAGUCAAAAGUCGCAUCACGAUAUUUGACGUCAUAAGUACCAUCCUUGCGCUCGUGGCCGUGUAUUUCUUCAAUUUCGUGACGAAGCCGUGGUGGUUAACCAAUUUCUUUGGCUUCAGUGUCUCCUACGGAGCCAUGCAGUUCAUGUCGCCUACGACGUUCUGGACAGCCUCGCUGAUUCUUGGUGCCUUGUUCUUUUAUGAUAUUUAUUUCGUCUUUUUCACCCCGCUGAUGGUUACGGUUGCUCAGAGCCUGGAUAUACCAAUCAAGUUGGUUUUCCCGCGCCCUGCAGCGCCGGGGGAGGAUCCUGAUCUGAGCCGCAUGGCUAUGCUGGGGUUGGGCGAUAUUGUGAUCCCGGGCAUGGUUAUCGGUUUAGCGCUACGGUUUGAUCUUUUCCUUCAUUACAAGUCAAAGGCCGCUUUAUUGAAGCAACCUGCCAAGAUCCCAUAUGUCAGUGCAACGGGCCGUUGGGGCGAGCGUUUCUGGACAACGUGGUUCGCAUCCGCAUCCAGGUAUUCACCGAUCGUUCAUCCUCAGCUCCUGGAUGGAAGACUCACGUCCCACGAAGCGAAGAACUUUCCCAAGACAUACUUCCAUGCUAGCCUUGUCGGAGGCGAUAUCAAAGAGAUGUGGAAUUUCUCCGAUGCGAUUGAGGAGGAAGAAGACAAAGAUGCUGAUAUGGGGGGAAAUAAUACCGGUGACAAGGAUAACGAUAAGGAGAGGGAGAAGGAAAAAGAAACGUUUCCUUCACCUUUCGGAGUCGUCCGCAAGCUGUUUUACAAAGAGGAUACCUUCAAAACCCCGGCGCCCUUAUCUAAGAAAUUGGAUCGCAAUGAUAAGGAUAAGGACCAGACUGAUAACCGCGCAGCACAAGAAACUUCCACGUCUAUAGACCUAGUAUUAUUUUCCAUUUCCUUCCCCAAGUCAAAGCGGCAGUAUAGGAAAAUUACCACCCCCAAUGGCAAUGACCGACGAGAAGACGAAGACAUAAAUCUGCUACGAGUCUUCAUUGUCCACUUCUGCGCCUGUCCUUGUAGCGGCCGGGACGAGUGCGGAUGUCGAAGAACCCGUAUUGAAGAAGCGGAGGACGCGGAGGGCCGGGUAGAAGGUAUGGGUAUUAUGACUGAGCCUAUUCGUAUCUAUGAUACACAUAUGAUAGAAUUGUUGAGGAUUCAGCAAGAUGACACGGUCAUACACAUGUAUAUUCACUUCUUUUUUGCCUUCCACUGA